AAUCUGGAUCAGAAGACAUGAGGAUGGAGUGAAACUGGGACACACUUAAAUGGUGUACUUGGCUUCCAGGUCCAGCUAUUUAACAUGAACCCAUUUAAUGUUUCAUCCACUUCUGAAAUUAAAUUCAACAAUCAAAGGAGUUAAAUAGGCGACGCUGAAUGACAUUAUCGGUGUCAGAACUGCUCUGUCGUUCGGUACUGAGAUUUUCUACAACCUUUGAACGCAGCAUUGGUUCAGGCACAGCUGCGACGCUCUUUAAGGAGACAGGUCCUGCAUGCAGCCGCCGAUUAAACAACACUUGUGCUUUCUCCCUGUUUUCGUUAUGACCUAAACGUCCAUAUGUUAGUGGGUGAUUUUUAUUUAUAUGACAUCAUGUAUUACUGGAUUCUACUUUAAUUUAAAAAAAAAACUGUGACGAAAUUGUGCCUUGUUGUGAGGAACUUCAUUCGAUGCCGAUCAGCUUGGAGUUUAAGGUAUGGACACGCACACAGCCCAACCGAGAGUGCUCUUCUCCGCCACAGGGAGCUAGUCAUGCCUAGCUAGGUUCCUCCUCCUACUGGGCUCUUCCUUCCUUACCAGAUCCUGGGUCACAGCCCUCAGGACGUAAAGUCCCCGUCGACGCUGGGUAAAGUGGACCGUCCUGAAGAUGGAGGAGAGACGAGCACGAUCCUUUCACAUGACGUGUCAUGUGCAGCGUGACUAUGGCAGCCGGAUGAAGAGUUCCUUCAUACGUUGCAGCCCCAAUGGAUGUGCCGGCACCAGUGUAAGUCUCAGCCUGGACCACGACAUGGACCUCGCAGCCUCCACCGGUACCCUACGGGUUCCUGUGCCUGACAUCGGCCACUACUCCCCCGUCUCGCUGGAAUUAGACCCCGCUCUGGUGAAUAAUGGAUCAAGCAUUCCCUGCUGUCCGCCAGCUGACACCAAGGACCCAGCCUUGCAGAUCGUUCACAACCAGCCCUCCAUCACCCCGAUCCCACCGCCUCUUCCUCGUUCAAGUUGGCUGAGAAAUCACCAGAAGGAGUUCCAGAGCCCUUACAUCAAGACAAGCAUGCAAGGGGAUGUUUACAACUUCCUGGAACGACCUGCUGGAUUGAAAUGCUUCCUCUACCAUUUCCUCGUCUUCAUCAUGGUCCUGGUGUGUCUUAUCUUCAGCGUCCUGUCCACAAUAGAACAAUAUGCAGAUUUUGCAACAGGAACUCUCUUCUGGAUGGAGAUUGUGCUGGUUCUGUUCUUUGGCACAGAGUAUGUGGUCCGGCUGUGGUCGGCAGGCUGCCGCAGCAAAUAUGCAGGCAUCAAAGGACGACUUCGCUUUAUCAGGAAGCCCAUAUCAAUCAUAGAUUUGAUAGUUGUCAUUGCCUCUAUCAUUGUGCUCGGCGUCGGGUCAAAUGGCCAGGUGUUUGCCACGUCUGCCAUCAGGGGCAUCCGUUUUCUCCAGAUCCUGCGAAUGCUGCAUGUAGACCGACAGGGAGGAACAUGGAGGCUUCUGGGCUCUGUGGUUUUCAUUCAUCGACAGGAGUUGAUUACCACCCUGUACAUUGGCUUCCUGGGACUGAUUUUUUCCUCCUACUUUGUCUACUUGGCGGAGAAGGAUGCUGUAGAUGAGGAGGGCAAGACAGGCUUCUCUAGCUACGCUGAUGCACUGUGGUGGGGCGUGGUGACCGUCACCACGAUCGGUUAUGGGGACAAAAUUCCUCAAACAUGGAUCGGGAAAGCCAUUGCUUCAUGCUUCAGUGUCUUCGCUAUCUCCUUCUUUGCUCUACCUGCUGGUAUCCUGGGCUCAGGGUUUGCCUUGAAAGUUCAGCAGAAGCAGCGACAGAAGCACUUUAAUAGACAAAUCCCCGCUGCAGCCUCUCUCAUCCAGACUCUGUGGAGGUGCUAUGCAGCAGAGAAACCAAACGGCUGUGCUGUUACAUGGAAAAUGUACGUCUUAACUCCAGAGGGUGUGGCUGCAGCACAGGCUGACAACACCAGUCCCAGCAUCAAGAAGCUCAACAUUGCGAAGAAGGGGACUAAGAGGCGGCUGAAGUCCAAAGGAAUCGGUUCCAUGGGCGUGGCCUCAGAAAGAGCUGUAUCGAUCCCUCAGAUCACUUAUGAACACAUUGAUGAUUCAGUGGAAAAGAAGGACGUCUCUUUCUUCCUUGAAGAGCCUCGGGGGACAGCUGAAGGGAUUUCCAAAAUGUUGAGAAAAACAGGCCAUCCUCACCAUUCUUGGUCAUCGUUCACUUUGAGCUGCCCUCCUUCUCCAGUAAAAGGAAGUAGUGAUCAAAGCACAUCUAUAGACAUCUCUCGAGCUAACAGCCUGACCGAUGAUCUAGACGACGUGAGCGAAGAUAUUCCUUUGCCUGUGGUGACUGACAAGAACCAGUUGUCCCAUGCUCAAAGGUCUGCAGUAAAAGUCCUCCGAAGAAUGCAGUACUUUGUGGCAAGGAGGAAAUUUCAGGAAGCCCGGAAGCCCUACGAUGUGCGAGACGUGAUCGAGCAGUAUUCCCAGGGUCACCUCAACAUGAUGGUUCGCAUCAAGGAGCUGCAGAGAAGGCUGGACGGCACCCUGGGGAAACCGGGAAUGUUUCUUCCAGGAAAGGGAGAAGAUAAAGAAUUCCCAACUAUUGGAGCAAGACUGAUCAGACUAGAAGAUAAGGUAGGUACACCCAAGACUCUCUUUCUCUUUGUGUGUGUGUGUGUGUGUGUGUGUGUGUGUGUGUGUGUGUGUGUGUGUGUGUGUGUGUGUGUGUGUGUGUGUGUGUGUGUGUGUGUGUGUGUGUGUGUGUGUGUGUGUGUGAUGACUGUCACUGUGGCUGGACUCGCUUCAUUUGUGCCGAACAUGCACUCCCCCUGUGUCUUAUCAGCAGUGAUCCAGAGGUAUGUUUAGGCUCUGCACCUUUUUUUCUUCAUUAUGUUUUCCUUUCUAAGCUUUCUGGAUAGUGUUACAUAUUUUUUUCAUCCCAGGCAGGGUGCUGGGAUUUACGCGGUGAGACAUUGCCAGUUGGCAGCAGCUGUGUGAUGAAAUCUGAGGAGUGAAAAUUUUGACAAAAAUUUUUUAUUUAGUUUUAGUCUUUUGACUAAAAUUCUUUUCAAUUUUUGUCACUUUUCAGUCGUCCAAUUUGUUUUAGUGUUAGUCUUAUUUUAGUCGACUAAAGCAAAUGUAUUUUACUUCUGAUGCAUAACUUUCAACUUGCGUAAAGAAAAUGGACAUCAAGCAACGUGGAUUCUGUACCUCUCCUUCUUCCUCCAGACUCUGGGACCUUGGUUUUGAAGGAAAACGCAAAAUUUACUUUCAUCAGAGAACAUAACCCCUGAGCAGCAGUCCAGUCCAUUUUGUCUUUAGCCCAGGUGAGACGCUUCUUCUUCUGACGCUGUCUCUUGUUCAAGAGUGGCUUGACACAAGGAAUGAGACAGCUGAAAACCACGUCUUGCAUUCAUUUGUGAACGGUGGUUCUUGAAGCACUGACUCCACAGAACGCGUAGACGGUCUGGCCGCUGCCACGGGUCGCCUCCCGUGUGUCAGGUAAUAAAAGCGACAGCGACGAAUUUCGCUGAUCGCGGUCGUUUGUCGCCUCCCGUGUGUCGAGCCCAUGAAUGAGAACACCCUCUUUAAAAUCAGGAGACACACUUGGUCAUUCAAUCAUCUUCACCCUGUUCUUCUUCAGAAGUGCAACAGUAGCUUUAGAUGUGUGUCUUGGAUCGUUAUCGUGUUAGAAAAGUGCACGAUGACCAAGUGAAUGGAGUGAUGGCAGCGUCUUCCCCUUCAGUAUAGAGCAGGACAUUGUUGAGUUCAUGAUACCAUCAAUGAAAAGCAGCUCCACAACACCAGCAGCACUCAUGUAGCCCCACGUAAGCACACUGCCACCACUGUGUUUCGAUGUAGGCACCAUGCAUUUCUCUUUGAGAACUUCACCUUUACGAUGCAGCACAGUAUUGAUACCAUUAGUUCCAAAAACAGAGAUCUUUGUCUCAUCACUCCAGAGUCUACAGUCCCAGUAGUCUUCAUCUCUUUCAGCAUGGGUCCUAGAAAAUCCUAGGGGUGCUUUUUUGUGCAUGGGCUUUAGGAGAGGCUUCCUUCGUGGACAAUACCCAUGCAUGCCGUUACUCUACUGUACAGUGUGCGCCAUAUGGUGUCACGGAAACGGUCACUCCAGUUUGGCUUGAUUUUCUUCAACCCUUUAUCAGAAGACACUCCUGUCUAGAUGUUAACUUCGGUGGACGGCCUGGAAAUCUCUGAUGGUUGCACUUCCAUCUUUCUUAAAAGUUUGGAUCAGGUUUGCUACAGUAUUCUAACUUAUAUAUGUGAAGCUUUGCGGAUCUUCUUGCAGCCCUCACCUUUUUAUGUAAAGAAAUGAUUCCUUUCUCAGAUUUUGUGACAUUUCUCUUCCAUGUGGAGCCAUUACUGAAUGAAAUGGGAAGGGCUUCUCUUUGUUAAGUAAGGCCCUUUAAUAGUCACCUGUCUGCUGGACUCCUCUUAAAUUUAUCUUUAACCCUCCUGUGGUUGGAUGCAUGUUAACUGGAAUCUUGUAGUCUCAAGUGUGGCUUUUCUCCUAAGACUAUAAUUGGGGUCUACUCAUUUUUGCAACAUGGGCUUGAAAGGAUUUGUUAGGAAAAUCACUUGUUUGUGUGUGAAAAUGAAUAAACCUUGUUGGCCAUCAAUGAUAAACAUUUGUGGGAAUGUCUUGUAGUAUGGUAAAAACUAAGAAAAGUUGAUUCUGAAAGGAAACUAAAGGUUUUCUGACAAAUGUGUACUCAUUUAUGCUGAGCACUGUAUACUUUUUUCUACCACAUUUUAUCUUUCCCUUCACCUCUCUAUUAAUAUGCUUGGACACGGAGCUCUGUGAACAGACAGCCUCUAUCAAUGCCCAAUUGUGUUUUGCCCUCCUUGUGUAACGCGUCAACGGUCGUCUUUGGACAACUGUCAAGUCAGCAGUCUUCCCCGUGAUUAUGUAGCUUACGGAACUAGACUGAGAGACCAUUUAAAGGCUUUUGCAGGUAUUUUGAGUUAAUUGGCUGAUUAGACUGUGGCACCAGGGACCUUCAAUAUUGAACCUUUUCACAAUAUUCUAAUAUUCUGAGAUCCUGAAUCUGAGAUUUUCAUUAGUUGUCAGUUAUAAUUAUCAGAAAGAAAGAAAUAAACGUUUGGAAUAUAUCAGUCUGUGUAAGGAAAAAAAUCUGAAAUGCAUGUGUCAAUUAUUGAAUGGAAUUACUGAAAUAAAUCAACUUUGUCAUGACAUUCACAUUUUAUAACCAGCACCUGUAGAUGAUGAUGGCCAAUAACGCAGUGAUCCCAGAAGGAACAGGGAGGGACAGAUGUUGUAAUGUUCAUUAAUAAUAUUACAGUAACAUGUUUUUCUAAUAUCCUGCAGCCUUAUGGCAAAUGUUUAGGUUCUCUGGCACAUUUGUUAUUGAACUUUUUUUAUCUAUACAUUGAUGUGAAGUUGUUUUCACAUGUACACAGUUGCUUUACAAUAGAACAAUGCAUUCUGCAGCCACUCAUUCUCCAUUCAUGUGAGCCAACUCAGGAUUUCCCUCACUCGCCUGAAUAUUUACUUUACCACGUCUAUGUGCUCAUUAACGCUGCUGUUUGCAUGCGUUAGUCAUUCUCAGACCUCUUUGUUUCAGAGAGAGGAGUAAUGAUCUUGAACCAAUGUAAGCCUGAAGACCUCCCUCUGAGACUGAAGCACGGCCCACUGGCUUCAAGCUGUGGUCUGCUGAUUUCAAACUGCAGAAGAAAUGUCUAUCCUAGGUGAUAUUGUUUCUCUUUCUCUAUUUGCGUUCUUAACACUGUCUUUGUUAUAAAGGCAAUUAACUAGGGGCAAGUACAUUUUGGAAACAAAUCAUUGUAGCCCUGAAGACUUUUUUUUUUCAUAAAAUAAGUAAACCCUUUUUUUUUCUCUAUAAAUCAAUAAAUUGCACUGACGCAACAAGCACUUUCACAUAGUGCAGCACCACAACGGCUGCAAAGGGCUGUCACUUUGAGUCACAAAUCCUUCAUAAUUACUACUUCUCUUGCUCGGGUACCCACCCACUACCUGUUCUUACUUUGUGCUAGCAUGCAUAUCUUGUUUUGAUGGUUCUGGCAGUGUCCAAAAAGAUCACCGUGUUGAGGCAUAAAGGUGUCCAUAUGUGCUCUUGGCACCAGGAUACCUUAGGCCAGAGCUCGAUGAUCAACUUUGUUGUCGUUUUGUCUGAUUUGUGGCUGCAUGUCUUAGACACUCAGUUGAAAAGAGAGGUGGAGCUGUCAACUGACCAAUGAUGGUGGUGAGAUGGCUUCGAUGUUGGGGGAGGAUGCAGUCAGACCUGGCAGGCCCAAAGGUGUUGUAAGGGUCUGGCAAAGUCUCGUCAGAAGGAGUUUCAAAUCCCACCUCUGACAGAACUUCCAAAAUAUUCCGUGGGAGGCGGGGGAUAUUAAGGCCAAAUGGGCCCUUUUCCAUGACUCCAUUGUUGAAGCGGCCGACCAGAGCUGUGGCCGAAGGGCCGUUGGUGCCUGUCCUGGUGACAACCCCCAAACCUGCUGAUAGACACCGGCAGUUAGGGAUGCUGUCAAGUUGAAGGAAGGGUACCAUCAAAUAUUUUUGGCCUGUUGGACUCCAGAGGCAGCUGAUAAGUACCAGCAGUCUAAGCAGAAUGCGGCUGUGGUGGUCGGGGAGGCAAAAACCCAGGUGUGAGAGGAGUUCGGUGAGACCAUGGAGCAAGACUUCCAUAUGGCUUUGAGGAGAUUCUGAUCCACCAUCCGAAACCUCCCGGGAGAAAGCAGUGUGAUACCAGCACUGGUUAUAGUGAGGACGGUGUGCUGCUGACCUCGAAUUGAGACAUUGUGGAUCAGUGGGCAGAGUACUUCAAAGACCUCCUCAAUUCUAUUGCACGUCUCUCAGUGAGUCUGUGGACUUUGGGUUGUUCUCUCUAAUCUCUGGGCUGAGGUCACUGAGGUUGUCAAAAUGGUCCUUGGUGGCAACGUUCCAGGGGUGGAUGAGAUCCGCCUGGAGUUCCUUAAGUUUCUGGAUGUUGUAGGGCUGUGUUGGCUGAUGUGGCUCUGUAUCAACACGUGGACAUCGGGGGCAGUCCCACUGGACUGGCAGACCAGGGUGGUGGUCCCCCCCAUUUAAAAAGGGGGACCACAGGGUGUCACACUGAGCCUCCCUGGUAAGGUUUAUUCAGGGUUUCUCGAGGGAAGGGUCUGUCGGAUUGUCGAACCUCAGAUUCAGGAGGAGCAAUGUAGUUUUCAUCCUGGCCGUGGAACACUGGACCAGCUCUGUACCCUUAGGGGAAUCCUGGAGAGUGCAUAGGAGUUUGCCCAACCUAUCUACAUGUGUUUUGUGGAUUUGGAGGAAGGCAUUCAACCGUGUCCAUCGGGGGGCCCUGCGGGGGGUAUUCUGGGAGUAUAGGGUACCAGGCCCUUUGACAUGGGCUGUUAGGCCCAUGUAUGACUGAUGUCAGAGCUUGGUCUGCAUUUUUGGCAGUAAGUUGAGCUUGUUUCUGGUAAGAGUUGGACUCAGCCAUGGCUGCCCUUUAUUACCGAUUCUGUUCAUACCUUUUAUGGGCAGGAUUUUUAGGAGCAGCGACGGUGUUGAGGGGAUCUAUUUUGGUAAUCUAAAGAUCACGUCUCUGCUUUUUGCAGAUGAAAUGGUCCCGUUGGCUUCAUCAGACAGGGGAUCUCCUACAAGUAGCUAUUGGCCUUGCAGCAAACUUCUUCUUGCAGUAAUCUGAAAUUAUUUUCUUCAAAUAGCAUGCCGAACUUUAGCCUACCUGCCGAGCAGAACACCUGCGACAGAGGCGUCUGUGGGGAGCCCAACCUUUGCUUUGAACAGCAAGUGAAAAUUACCCAACAACAAGCACGUAUGACGACGGCCUUAUGUGAAUGGUUCACCAGAAAGAUUGACAGUUAUGUGGACCAGUGGUUCAGAUGAUCCACCCAGAAGAAAAAGAUCCUCUGCGAUACCUUUAAUUUAAACUUUAAAUGAUAAAUGAUAAACGACCUGCACUUGUAUAGUGCCUCUCAGAGUAAGGACUCCAAAGCGCUUUACACUACAGUGCAUCAUUCAUCCAUUCACGCACACAUUCACACACUGAUGGUGAUGAGCUACGAUGUAGCCACAGCUUCCCUGGGGCGCACUGACAGAGGCAAGGCUGCCAAGCACACCGCCACCGGUCCCUCCGACCACCACCAGCAGGCAAGGUGGGUUAAGUGUCUUGCCCAAGGACACAACAGCAGAAUUCUCUGUCCGGAGCCGGGAUUGAACCUGCAACCAUCCGAUUACCAGGCAAUCCGCUCUACCUGUUGAGCUACUCCUGCCCCAUUUAUCAUUUAUUGAUGAAAAUAAAUAAUAUAAAAAAGCGAAAAAAAAACAAAUUAAAACAGUUUUUCUUUGCAAAUGUUCAGCUGCGUUUUUCUGCUUCCUUCUGUAUGUUGCUUCUAAAGGUCCAUCUAAAAACCUAGAAAACCUUAAGGCUGACAGCUGAAUCAGAUUUGGUGUGUGUGAGUACGUGUGUGCGUACGUGUGUGUUCCCAUGCCUAUCUUGGUACUCACUCUUGGUUAGGCUCCAGCUUUUUUUCUCCCCUCUCUCUGGAGAAAUACUGACUUUCUCCUCCUACCUCCCUGUAAAACAGCAGAUUUAACAUCUUCCUAAUGCUCCAGCUGAGUAAAAUAGAGUCAUUUUCCUGCCCAACUUUUGUCUACAGAUCAGUUGCAAAUUAAUUUAUCUUCUAUGAGCAGAAGGGCGUCCGGGCCUUCCAUGCCCAGUAAAGAGUUAGACAUUGAUUCAUCACAUGUGGGACAAAGACACAUACAGAUGAGCACACAAGCACUCACACUCAAAUGAACAUUGAGCUGAUUAAUCACCGACACGUCAAGCCUCACACUCUCAAGAUUGAAUUCUCGGAGAGUAGCUAGGAAACAAAGAUGGAUGGCACUCUGUGACACGGUGUUAUCUCUCUGCCAGGCACACUCAAUGAAACAUAUCUAAAUGACAAGCUUAAACAGUGUCUGGGCUGUCAGGUGUGUGUGUGUGUGUGUGUGUGUGUGUGUGUGUGUGUGUGUGUGUGUGUGUGUGUGUGUGUGUGUGUGUGUGUGUGUGUGUGUGUGUGUGUGUGUGUGUGUGUGUGUGGAGGGGGGGGUCAUGAUGUAGGGGUUUCUGCUGCAUUUCUGCCUCUUGUUUUUAAAAGAAAUGAGUCAUUUGUAAAAACAAUGUGAAAGUCUGAAACCCUAACUGUGUGAUGUUUGUAAUGUUUGGAUGAAGUGUUGAUUUAAAUAUGUGUGUUUGAAGUGUGUGUCAGAGUGAGUGAGCAACUUCAAAUGAGUGUGUAGAGCUGAGGGUUGCAGCCUUUAAUUAAAUAGGAGGUGGUGUUUACUUUGUGUCAAGUCAGAUGUUCAUUACAGGGUAUGUAAAAAAAUAUUUAUUCACGCUAAAUGCAUAAAUGCCCAACCCUAACACUGAAGAGAAACGCUUAAAUGAAUACAUAGACCUAGUUUUUUGACUAGUAAUAAAUCGUUCAUGGUAGUUUUUUUUUUCAUAUUUCUUAUAAAUUGUGACUAUAUUGCAUGCAUACAUAAUUGUGGAUUUCUAUGCACUAGAAAACUUAUACUCCUAGAAAAUGUAGUAAAUUUUCAUUUAGAUGAAAUAUUGUAAUUCCAUUUAAUUAGUCUGGGUCAAUAUUUUUUCGAACUUUAAAACUUGAAACAUAAAAUGACAAUCUGAAAAUUCUCUCUUUCAAACGAUCUAUCUAUUUAUUUGCUAAUGUAAAGAAAACAGUUAAUUAAUUAUUGAAAAUAUUAAAUAUGCAAUAUUACUUAUUGUUACUAUUACUUAUUAUUAAUUUAAUCAACUUCCCCCUGGGAGUAAUAAAGUAUUUUUGAAUAGAAUAGAAUACAACAGUAAUGACAUACAAUCAAGUGGCUUUUAGUGACUUUUCGUGGUUUGCUCGCAGGUUAGUCUGUGUGGAAAAAAACACAGGAAAACACUACAAGUACAAACUCAUUAGGCUAUUUAAAGACCAUGUUCAUUCAAUUUUUUUCUGUACAUUAGCAUUAGUACACCUCACUUCUGAUUGGCUAACAGCAACACGACUCCACUGCUGACUCUCUUUGCUUUACAACAUUGAUGUAUUUUCUCCAUAAAUAACACGAGCCUGAAGGAGUUCUGCCAUGUGGUGUAGUUGCCAAUGCUACCUGCUAGCUUAUACUAGUCAAGACGCCCUCUGUUAUCUCCUGGACCCUAAGCCAACAACAGCCUUCCCCAUUCACAAGCCAAUAUGAUUGACUCCAUGCAUGCUAAUUUUCAGUGACAUAAAUCUGUCAGGCUUUUCUAAGCCAAGCGUUUUCCCGUCUAGUUUCUAUCAGCAGCAAAUGCAGAACAUAGGUGUAGAGGUCGAUUUUCACCUUUAGCCUGCACGUGAACCUCAGAGGGACUGAUCAUAUUUCAAAAAUAGCAAGUAAAAAACACUUUCUCUGUGAACCUGGACUUCAAAGAAAACAGCAACCAAUGUUGCAGACGCGCUGUUAGCUCAUCAGUCCUGUUGAAUGGAAACUGUCUUUCUCUGAACAAAGGCUGUUCCCAAAGCCAACAUUAAGACAGUACUCGUUUUUAUGUUCUACACAGAAACACACUUCAAACUGGAAAGUUUUCUCUUUAAAUGGGUUGGACAAACACAUCUUCUAACAACAUAAAUGUCUAAAUCCAUUUAAUUGUGUAGAAAUGUUUUCACUUAAAGUUCCUGCUUCUUUAGUCUACAGCGUGACUGCAUUUCAUCAACAUUAAACAUUCUUCUGUCAAUUUCAGACAUGAUAAAACCGUGCAGUUGUCUCGUUCAGCACCAUUCAGCCAUGUAAGAUUCCCUAGAGUUGUGUUUAGAACUUUCUGUGUAAAUCCAUCAGUGGUUUUUAAGAAAGCAUGCAGCAAUGUGCCCUCCAGGCAGGCUCAGACGUAACACUGCUCAAGACACCCAUGGUUGACCUCAACCUGCUAUAUUAGGACAUUUAUCCAAGGCUGUGUAUGUCUCGCUCACAUCGGAUGAAUGUGUGUGAGGCACACACACACGAAAAAAUAAAAUAACUGUGCUCUGACUUUAAUAGCAUCCCAAUUAGGUAAGUAUGUUGUAAAUUACAGCAAGGCCAAAUACUGCAAAUACUUGAAGGACAAGACAGAGAGUCGUGUUUGUUAAGAGUCUGUGAGGACUGAGGGGGGCAGUGUGUGUGUGUGUGUGUGUGUGUGUGUGUGUGUGUGUGUGUGUGUGUGUGUGUGUGUGUGUGUGUGUGUGUGUGGACUGGUUAUAUACAAAGUCACUGUAGAGCUUUUUGAGACAAGGACCCUGGAGCUGUACACACACACACACACACACACACACACACACACACACACACACACACACACACACACACUUGUCCCUUCAGCAGAUUCCAAGUUGGGCUUUCAGGUUUCCACUCGUAUUUUUAAUACAAGAUCAAUUCCAAAAGAAUUUACCCAGGCCCUAAAACCACUUGAGGUUGUUUACCAUUUGUUGCUUUUUCCACACUGGAAGAACAGCGUCCAUUUAUAUUUACCACAACUGCAUUUAAUAUGUCUUGUUAGCUUCUGCUCUAUUUGGCUCAAUAAGGACAAUUUUGUGAUGUGAUGGGCUGUGAUUGAUCAGGCAAAUGACAUCACUGAUUGCCCAAGCAAACACCAAUUUGGCAUCCAGGUUAACAAAGCUGCACCUGUCGGCCACUCCAUUGGUACUCAUGCUUAUUUACUUAACAUAGAUAUGGAUUUAUUUCUAGUUGACUUGAUAGUCCUGUUUAUUUUUCUUAUUUUAACCCUCUCAGGCUCAAAAUACGUUUUGAUAAAAGGAUGAACAACUAAGUCCUUCAGGGGUACUUCUGAGUUAAAAAAUGCUUAUUAAAUACGUAUGUGGAGUAACCAGGUAGGUAGGUUUUAAUGCUGCAAAUCUGCAAUGCCUGCCUACAGAGGGUUAAAGUGCUAUACAAGUAAACCUGAUUUCAUCUGAUUUGAUAUCAAAUCAGCCAGUCACAUGGCAGCAGCUUUCAAAGUUGCAAAGAUGGCCGGAGUUCAAACUGAGCAUCAAAACAGAAAAAAGGCUGGUACUUUGUUCAGAUGGCGUGAGAUUUCAGAAACCAUGGCUCUACUGGCAUUUUCAGCCACAACAUUUUUGGGAUGUGCAGAGAGUGCUCUGGAGUUGCGUGGAUGAAAAAGUCUUUUUGGUGUCAGAGGUCAGAUGAGAGUGAGUUCUGCUACAUCUUUCAGAUGGUUGAGUCAGAAUUUGGUGACACCACGUCACAAAGCUGUCAUCUCAAACUGGUUUCUUCAACCUCUCCAACGGCCUCCGCAGUCACCAGAUCGUAUUCUGGUCCAGAACCUUGAGGAUAUAGAGGAACAGGAGGUUCAGCUGACACAUCUGCAGCAGCUGUGUGAUGCCAUCGUGUUAUUUGAACUGCAAUAAUGUAUUUAUCUUUGAACUUAUUCAGAAAAAAGUAGACCCAUCUGUUUCCCCUUUCUUUACAUCUCCUGCCAAAUGUGCCAAAGUCCUAUAAACCCAAAGAUCCACAAGUUGAAGGUCACGUGUUGAAGUUUAUGUGGUGAUGUGAGAGUAAACACAUACUGUAGGUCCCAUACCUGGUCUAUGAAGGAGGGAAUCGUCUCCUUAACCUCAGUGUAUACAUUUGUAAGCUCUAAAGCAGCAGAGGACAUAUUGUUAUUACAUAUAAGGCCUCAGUAAAAAAGAUAAUUCAUUGUUUGCAAACCUUUAUCUACGUGCAACCUCAUGCAGGUUUCCUUCAUGUUGGCAUAUGGAAACAUUUUGUUUUUGGGUCUUAGAAUCAAAGAUGUAAAUACAACACCAAGACUCUAAUUGCUUCCUACUGUUCGUGGGAUUUUUUUCCACUGAGAUUAAUCCGUUGCAUUUUGUAGAAAUAGAGCUGAAUGCAACAAUUUGUUCUCUUCCAUUGGAUCUCUGCUGCCAGUGUAUUAAUGUUUACUGCUAAAGUCUCACCAGCAAGGCACCCCAUCUCCGCUUGUAUGCUGUUCUCUUCUCUGUCUUUCUAAUGCCGCUCCUCGCUCUCUGUGUGUUUUUGAAAGGACAUCACUUUGUCUUUCUCCAAAUUCCAAUUUGCUCCUAUUUCCCAGCACUCCUCUGCCCUGAGAGUACCCUGUUGUUUAGCUGUGUUUUGAUAUAUGUGUGUUUGGCCACUAUGCGCUCAGUGGGGAACUGGACUGACCAGACCGGUCUAAACAAAGAGAGGAAACUUGGCAAAGGAAGCACAUCCACACACACUCCCUCUAUCUCACACACACACACACACACACACACACACACACACACACACACACACACACACACACACACACACACACACACACACACACACACACACACA
Messenger RNA from Nothobranchius furzeri (turquoise killifish), 13355 nucleotides. The record is from RefSeq and is a predicted model, not a curated record. Lineage: Eukaryota; Metazoa; Chordata; Actinopteri; Cyprinodontiformes; Nothobranchiidae.